Molecule: messenger RNA, 5178 nt
Organism: Homalodisca vitripennis (glassy-winged sharpshooter)
Lineage: Eukaryota; Metazoa; Arthropoda; Insecta; Hemiptera; Cicadellidae
Product: transmembrane protein 165-like
Biological process (GO): Golgi calcium ion transport; manganese ion transmembrane transport; calcium ion transmembrane transport
Cellular component (GO): Golgi apparatus
Molecular function (GO): manganese ion transmembrane transporter activity; calcium ion transmembrane transporter activity
Source: RefSeq, a predicted model, not a curated record
UAACAUUAAUCGGAGGUGCUGUAUUUCUUAUUUUCGCUGUGUCUGCUCUCAUCUUCACUCCUCUCGGUGGUGACGAAGCAUAGCCUCCUCUCCGCCAGAUGCUUCAGUUCGACAAGGCAGAACGCUUCUUACUUCAUUUUCUCUCAUCAGACAACAAGUAUUACAAUGUUGUCUCAACUUAUCCAUUCAAUCAGUGGUAUCAAACAAAAGAACAAGAUAAAAUUGUUCUCAAAUUUAUUAUAUGUCCACUAUUUUAAGCUGAUAAGUAUUAAGUUUCAAUAAAUGCCUCAUAUUAUAGUCAAAAUUUCAAAUUCAGCGUGUUGCUUUUACAUCAAAUAACUAUAAUGUAUAAACAUUAUAUGAAUUUGAGUAGGGUUUUUCAAAUUGAAAAAAUGUCUAUACUAAAAUGAAUAACGCAACUACCAUACAAAUAACAAUAUUUGUGUGUUUCUUCGGAUUUAUUUUAAGAUUCAGACAGUUCAUCAUUGUUUGAUUUUCCUGUCUGGAUUCUUCUCAUCUACAUUUAGAAUUAUUUAUUUAUUAAUUACAACAUAUAGUAAUUAUCAUAAUAUUCAUUAAUUGCAAUGUAAGCAUCUUAAAUGUUAAAAUGUACAUUUCAACAGCGUUAUCCAAUACCAAACGUGUGUUUCGAUGGGAAUGUUGUAUAUAACAAUAACAAUUGUGAUAAAGAAAUGUUUGAGAAGCAACUUGCUGACAUACUCGUAUAUGGUUUUUUCAUAUUUAUUAUAAAUAUUGUCAAUAUUAAAGUAGAUUUAAAACUAAGACAUUAUUUUUGGCACUAUUUUUGUGAUAUUCUCUGUUCUAAUUUUAUUGUAUAUAAAUUGUAACUGGUGAUUGUAAUUUAUUAGUAUAAUUUAGUAUAAAAUGCUUUAAAUCCGGCUGAUUUUGUCGGUACUUAUAUUACCUUUGUUUUAAAAGGAAACUUUUUCACAGCUGUCAAUUAGUUGUAGCAUUGCACGCUUUGUUCAUUUAAAACUAACAGAAGUACAUAUGAGUGUUAUAAUUCAACAAAUGGCAAAAAUUCUCUGUUUAUAGAAUGAUUCGCAAAUUAUUUUGUUUCAUUCGUUCCAGUAUGUUACUCCCAAAACAAUUUUACGGCACCACAAUGUUUCUUUAAAGUCUUACUCAUUUUGUGUGUGAAACUUUUAUGGUAAAAAUCCUUACAUUUAUUAAAGCUGUCCAUUUAUAAUGGAAUAUCUAAUUUGCUGUGCAAUACAGCAUUAACUCUAAAUAUUUUAUUGAAAUAUUUCAAUCUUGUUAGUGAAAUUCGGCUUCAAAACCUCAAGAUCUUUCUAAUAAAUUUAAUAUACUGAGGGUUUGGUAUCAGUUACAUCUGUAAUUUUUUUAUGACGUAUGAUAAAAAUUCCUUGUUUGACUAUUAACAAAACUAUACUGAGUAGCUAUAGUUUCUUUGCAAGCAUCCUAUGGUUAUCAGUAUCACAUUUACAAAUAAUCAUCUUUAGAUAAAAUGUCAUAUACAGGCUGGUACAAACUAUGUAUUAAGCAGUGCUCAUGUUGUCGGAAAAACAGGAGAAUGGAUUGGAGUAGCCUGUGUGCUCAAGUAUAAUAGUGUUUACCUACUCAUGAAAAGUUCAGAUUUACAAAAGUAAAUUUGCAAAUAUUUUGUAUAAAACUAUAAAAAAUGUAAUUCAAUAUGGAUUCUAUUAACUCACUCACUAAAACUAAUUGGUGGCUUAUAACUGGAGGAAAAAUUUCAUUUCUCUCUGUUUUCCCACACGAUACCUUGAAACCCAACUGAUCUAUAGACUUGAAAUUAUGCAUGAAGCUUAAUUUCUAUGAAGGCAACACUGUGUUCGAUAAUGGUAGGCUACAUGUCAAUCCAUACGAUUUGGUUGAGGAUUACCAAACAUUUUUACAUUGUUCUUGUGGGUAACCAUGAAAGCAAAGAGAAAAUAGCAUGAUAUAUCUUUUGGUGGUUAUGGUGAGAAUACUUAGGUAUAUUUUAAAUAAUGCUAUGAAACUGAAUUUAAUGAGUGAAAAUGUGAAUGUACCAUGUGACAAGAUAUCUUGAAAAAGAUUUCAUCAGUAGACUUUACAUUUUGCAUAAAACCUCAUUAUUAAAUAGACAAGAACAAGUUCUAUAAUAUUGAGCAUGUCCACCAUGGACUUUUGUUGGUUAUGGUGAGAAGACUUAUGUAUAUUUUAAAUAAUGCUAUGAAACUGAAUUUAAUGAGUGAAAAUGUGAAUGUACCAUGUGACAAGAUAUCUUGAAAAAGAUUUCAUCAGUAGACUUUACAUUUUGCAUAAAACCUCAUUUCUAAAUAGACAAGAACGAGUUCUAUAAUAUUGAGCAUGUCCACCAUGGAAUUUUGCUGAGUGUCAUUAAAGCCAGUGUCACCAGUAGACUGACACAAUUCGUCUUGUCUGCUGUGGGGAUUUAAAAAUGUCUUCUGUAUGAUUGUCUAUCUGUCCGCAAUCUUGAGAAUGAGUGUAAAGUUUGCUAUAGGUAAACUUGAAAUUUUCAUGCAACCUCCGUGAAGCCUGUAGUGUGGUGUACUCAUACCUUGUUAUUUUUAAAUAAAUAAUUACUUUAUGACAGUUUACCUUAUUGAAUCAAAUAUUUAGAAAAUACAAUGUGAAGAGGAUUGAUUACAAUGUUUAAAAAUUGUGUUUAUUUCCACUGAGUACUACUAGGGGAUCCUGAUACAUCCAGGCUGUCAUGAGUAUGUCAGUCAGACCAAUACCUGAGUGAUUCAGAAUCCACAUAAACAUGAAGAUUCCUUGUUUUUCCUGGUUUCUUUGCUAUUAAUUUGAUUACUCUCCCUAAGGAUCAGGGCAACUACACCUUAGAGACUACACAGGGUGUAUAGACUCACUUUAAAUAUUAUUCUUUUCAUCUUCUCCCACCAUUUGACAUUUGGCACUUAAUCUCCUUAUCUCCUUAACGGUUUAUUAAAAAUACCAAAAUCGUGGUUUUUUUUAGUUUUUUUAUUGUACAGGUCUGUUUUUAGGUAUAGGUCUUAUUUAGCCACACGCUGUGUAUCUUGACAUAUUCUUCCCUAAUCACCAUAGGCAUUCAAGUGAACAACUAUGGUUAAAGUUUAAAUUGAGCUCCUUGUUAUACUGUCAUUAUUUUAUAAAUAACAAAACAACUAAGCAAGUAAAAACACCUGGCUAAUUAAUGUUUCUUAUAUUCAAUUCUUUAAAAAUAACUCAACGAAUAAAUAUAAAAAUUUAAACAAAAAAUACCUCUUGUUCUUUGACAUUGUUGGCGAAACUUUAUAAACUAAUAAUUCACAUCUUCUUCCCCAUACCUGAGGUCUGUCACAACCAGGGUGACCAGACAUCUGGCUUUAGGAGGGCAUGCCCUCCCUUUUAAUGUGUUUCCUCCUGUCCUCCCGGUUUUUAAAAAUUAAGUUAAAUGUCCGGUUUUUUAGUGAAUGCUUAAUAAAUGUUCAAAAAUAGUAGCAUCACAUAAAAAUAAAUCUUCUGAUUUCCGAAGAUAAAGUAAAGUAAAUGUCUUAUUUUACCAGGCGAAGUUAGGGCUAAUAAGCCCUCUCCAACACAAUCUGGGGACCAACAGCUUGCCAGGCAAGCGGGCUGCUUGUAAGGAAGAUAGACCAUAACAAAUUAUUGCAGUGCACACGUAAUGCCAUGACAUUAGAUGUGAUAUUAGAUUCAGUUGUAUGUCGAACGUUAUCUAUUGUGUCACUGACUCACUGUUGUUUCUAUCCGCUCAGCUGCACUGGCGCUUCUAUCCCUUGAUUUCCUAUUAAGAAUUAUUGUUCUUCUGUUAUAAUAUAAUAGUUCAUGUUUAAUAUACAGUAAUGUUAUAAUUUUUAAAGAAAAAAAUUCUAACAAUAAUUAAUUAAAUCUUAUGCCACAUACAAAAUAAUAGCCUAAAAUAAUAUUUUUAUCCAAUAUACACUUUAAUAAUAUGAAUUCCUUUUAUUUUUUUAAUUAUACAUCAAACAAAUCUAAUUUGAGUUUUUUUUUAUUUGCAUCGCAAGCAAUACAGUACUAAUUUAUAACAUGCUUUUUUAAUAAUAUAUAAAUAAAUAUAUUUCGCAAAGUUUAGAAGAAUGUUUAAUACUGUCCUCAUUUUUCACUCCCCUAAAGUCCUCCCUUUAGGAGUUUGCGUCUGGUCACCCUGGUCACAACCUCGUUUAUUAGUCACCACUACCACUCAUUUAAGUCUGAUUCAUCAUCUCAAAUCCGUGAUCAGUCAUUGAUACUUCCAUAGAUAACUAUUAACACAAUGGCCAAAUGUGGUUGCUGUCUGCAUUACGUGAACACAGCUGAACUCUACUUACACAAUGACAACAGGGAAACGCAAGGAGUUGAUGAAAACUACGUGAAUGGCGGUCAUUAGUUGCAGGACAACUGCUUUUGUAAUUUUGCAAUAAAUAAGAGAAUUAAACGUGACAAAUACAUUGAAAUGGAAUAUUACGUCAGAAACCGUUAAUGGGGUAAAGAAAUAAAUAAAAAUGUAAAAACAUUUUUAAACAUUUCCGAUGGCAUUAUAAUGUGAAUUAUUGUGCUGUCAUAUAUUGGUAUGAAGUGCUUGGUAGUAGCUGAAGCAGAUACAUCAAUCCCUGGGGCCUCUCUGAAUUAAAAACUGUGGGUUACACAUACCCAUCACACCUUGUUGGACAGUUGGGAGAUGGCACUAUGUUCCACUUGAAGUAUAACCAAUGCUUUAAUUUUUAUAAAGCAGUAUUACUAAUAAGGUAAAAUCAUUUUAGGAAAAUAUGUAUAAGUCAUAUUUUUAACAUUAUAUUUAUUUUGGGGAAAGGCCUUUAUUCUUUCUUGAUUUGAAAACACAAUUCUGCUUAGGAGGAUAGGCUGCAAAGGAACGUUGAAGAAUACUGCUGAAUUAUUUAACAGCUUAGAGAGAAAUCUAUUGUUUAUUUUUAUUAUUGAAAACAGGAAAAAACAUUCAUCUGCCAUUAUUUUGUAUAAAAAAAGAAUUUUAAAUUUGUAGCAGAAGAAGCUUUGUUACCUUACGGAUAAUCUGUGAUCAAUAAAUCAAAGCAUUCGCUAAUCAGUCAUGCUUGUUAGAAUAAGAGAACCAAUGCCUAUUUGUAUAUUUUGAAUUAAGGGUCUUUGAUUUAUUUCAACCAGUAUUUGUAUAUGAAUUGUACAAUAUGUAAUUGUUAGCUGGUAUUUAAAAAUAAAUAAUCUUUAUAUUUAGUA